AUGCUACAUUUGAAGGUCCAGUUUUUGGACGAUUCCCAGAAGAUCUUUGUCGUGGACCAAAAAUCAUCUGGCAGGACCUUGUUCAACCUGAGCUGCAGCCACCUGAACCUCACAGAAAAGGAAUAUUUUGGGCUGGAGUUUUGGAGUUCUGCGGGGCACAGUGCCUGGCUGGAACUUCUCAAGCCCAUCACAAAACAGAUUAAAAUGGAUCCGGGCCAUCUGAAAGAAGAGCUAACGAGGUACCUGUUCACCCUCCAAAUCAAGAAGGAUCUGGCGUGUGGAAGGCUUCCCUGCAGUGACAACAGCUCGGCUCUGAUGGUUGCGCACCUCCUGCAAUCUGCGCUGGGGGAUUUUCAUGAAGAAACGGACCGGAAGCACUUGGAAACGCACAAAUAUUUGGCAAACCAAGAGUGUCUGAUGAACAAGAUCAUGCAUUAUCAUAAGAAACAUGGGGGCAAAACGCCAGCUGAGUCAGACGUGCAGCUGCUGGACAUCGCAAGAAAGCUAGAAAUGUAUGGGAUUCGGCCUCAUCCUGCCAGCGAUGGGGAAGGGACCCAGAUCAACUUGGCUGUCACUCAUAUGGGGGUGCUGGUUUUGCGGGGAAACACAAAGAUCAACACAUUCAACUGGUCCAAAAUUCGCAAGCUGAGCUUCAAACGGAAGCAUUUCCUGAUCAAGCUCCAUGCGAAUGUCGCCACCCUGUGCAAGGAUACCCUGGAAUUCACCAUGGCCAGUCGGGACAUAUGCAAAGCCUUCUGGAAGAUGUGUGUGGAAUACCAUGCUUUCUUCCGACUCUCCGAGGAGCCAAAGUCAAAACCCAAAGCCUUCCUGUGUAGCAAGGGUUCUAGUUUCCGAUACAGUGGCAGGACCCAACGGCAGCUGCUGGAGCACGGAGCGAAAGGCAAACUGAAGAGCUUGCCAUUUGAAAGAAAGCACUACCCCUCCCGAUACCACGACAGGCAGUGUCGUUCAUCACCAGACCUUCUGACCGACGUUUCCAAACAGAUGGAAGACUUGCGGCUGGUUUAUGGCGGCAUGGGGGCCUACUAUGGUGCCAACGGAGUCCACACCUCAGAGCCCACGCUAGACAGCAGGCGGAGGAACUCUGCAGUGGAUGUGACCUUUGCUGACGAACUGGAGCGCUCCAAGCCUGAGGAUGACCCAACACUCUUGGCCCAUUCUCAAAGCAGCUCCAUCUUCCCACUAGUCUACACAGAGCUGGAACAGGACUGGGAGCCAGCCGUCUAUGGCCAAAGGGUCCCGUUAACCUCCUUCCAGCCUAGUUACAAGCUUUCUGGGAACAGUAAGAGUACCUCGGCGGGCAACAUGCGAGAGGUGAACCCCAGGCAUCAGCUGGCUUACACCGAUGUGCCCUAUAUGGCUCCUGUCAACCAACCACUGGAUAUGGUUUCCCCUCAAGUCUUGUUCUACAUAGACAGGCCCCCGCUGCAGUUUACAAGGCACGCAAUGAUGAGCCCGGCUGAACAAAUGGCAAGCGGUGUGAACGUCCUAGGAGUGCCACCCAUAAAGCCUCAAAGGAGGAACCCUAGUCUAUCAAGAAUGAGACUGACCGAGCCAGAGCCCCUGCCUCGAACAAGCUAUCUUACUAGCGUCAGCAUGGAGCAAGAGGAUGAUGGGAGUGUCUUUGGGCAUGGGGUUCAAGAACACAUCCCUAAGAGAUCGUGGAGUCAGUCUGACAUGAAAACCAUCCGAUUCCCCUACGGCUCCGAGUUCCGUCCACUGGGACCAUGUCCUGUCCUCAGCAGCAGGAAGGCUGACAUUCUGCAGUAUGUCCUGGCUCACCAAGGCUUUCCACCAACUCCCAGAGUCCAGCGAACAUCUGAACGCUACGUGGGGAGUGGGACCGAGUCCAGCGACUCUGACUCAGACUUCUUGCCAGAUUACUAUUCCCUCUAUGGCAGAGUGGUCAAAGCACCGAGGGCGAGAGUCCGUCUGUCGUCGGGGAGCCUUCAGCUCGAGGGUGAGGACGAGGAGGUUUGCCGCUCUACCAGUGGGAUCGAUGAAAGAACUUCACAGGGAGCAUCCAAUUAUUUCACUUAAACGUCGUUCUCUUGCUUAAGCCAAGUUGAUCUUGGCCACUGCCCUUGGCCUUGGCAUGUGGCAUCUUGCUGUUUCUGCAGGUGUGAUUAAAACUCUGGAAGGUGCCAAUGCACAGAAUUCUGGCCUUCAAGAGGAACUGAAUCUGGUGUUAUCUGUCAGAAUAUUGAAAAGUCUGGAGAGGAACGUUGUCCUAAUCCUUGACCCAGUCCAGAUUUUGUUGGUGCUGAAGCACACAUUAGUGCUUGUGUGGCAAAUCUGUUAAAAGUCCUGUAUUGAAUUUAUGAGAAUGUCUCACAUUUCCAACUAGGUAGAUCAACAUCUCCUUAUA
Molecule: messenger RNA, 2389 nt
Organism: Pogona vitticeps (central bearded dragon)
Lineage: Eukaryota; Metazoa; Chordata; Lepidosauria; Squamata; Agamidae
Gene: FRMD7
Product: FERM domain containing 7
Biological process (GO): regulation of neuron projection development
Cellular component (GO): cytoskeleton
Molecular function (GO): guanyl-nucleotide exchange factor activity
Source: RefSeq, a predicted model, not a curated record